Molecule: messenger RNA, 378 nt
Organism: Caenorhabditis remanei
Lineage: Eukaryota; Metazoa; Nematoda; Chromadorea; Rhabditida; Rhabditidae
Exons: 2
Coding region: 1-378 (125 amino acids)
Cellular component (GO): extracellular region
Molecular function (GO): hormone activity
Source: RefSeq, a predicted model, not a curated record
AUGCUCAAAGCCCUCGCCCUUCUUCUUGUCCUCGGAGCUCUCACUUCUGGUGCCCACCAGCACCAUGACCAUCAUCGCUCUCUUCAAGAAGGAAAUGCUCACUUCAAGCUGGAUGGCACCCAGGAUCAAGAUGUCACCCAUGCUCAUCUGAUGGCUCAGGAUUCGGAUCUCCUCGAGAUCCUCUCCAGAGGACGACGUGCUCCAGGAGGACCUCGCCGUCGCCACUGUGGCACAAGAGUCGCCAUGUUUGUCAUGCAAGUGUGUGGCCAAAUCUGUGAGCCAUUCACGGCAUUCGACAUCGCCACACAUUGCUGCUCUCAAGAAUGUGAUGCCGACACCGUCAAAAAAGUCUGCUGCCCUUCUACCAUGCUUCGCUGA